Messenger RNA from Punica granatum (pomegranate), 2641 nucleotides. The record is from RefSeq and is a predicted model, not a curated record. Lineage: Eukaryota; Viridiplantae; Streptophyta; Magnoliopsida; Myrtales; Lythraceae.
AUUUGUCCCCAAAAAAAAAAUGAAUACACCAUGAAGCUUUUAAAUACACCACACCAUAGCCUCCGACCGGCAGAGCCCAGUGCCCACAGACAUGAAAACCAUGUGUAGUAUUAUAGCGGCCCUCUGUCUUUCCUUUCUUCUCACACCAUCCUUAGCUGCAUUGGCUGCAUCACCUCCGACGCUUCCAUCCAGACAUUCCGGUCAUGCCGACGAAUGUACUGCCCUCCUCCAGUUCAAAAAUUCACUCAAAAUCAAUGAAAAAAUUGUGACUGGAGAGCUAUGUGGAGAAAGUGGCUUCAAUUUCACUUCGUCUCUGAAGACAGCCUCUUGGAAGCAAGGGACUGAUUGAUGUACAUGGGAGGGGAUCACAUGCGAUAAUAUUACUUCUAACGUAAUCGAAGUGGACCUUACUUGCAGUUUUCUUGAAGGCACCCUCCAUUCCAACAGCUCCCUCUUUUCGCUCCAUCAUGUUCAGGAACUCUAUCUCAGAGGUAAUCAUCUCACUGGAACUAUCCCAUCUUCGAUAUGCCGAAAGAGCUCUCUCAGAGCCCUGUCCUUGAGGGAUAAUUACCUGAGUGGCACCAUACUCCCAUGCUUGGGUAAUCUGAGCAAUCUCGUCUCUUUGGAUUUGGGUGAUAAUCAUCUCACUGGAACUAUCCCAUCUUCAAUAUGCCGAAAGAGCUCUCUCAGAGUCCUGUCCUUGAGGGAUAAUUACCUGAGUGGCACCAUACUCCCAUGCUUGGGUAAUCUGAGCAAUCUCGUCAAUUUGGAUUUGGGUUGGAAUCAACUGGAGGGUUCACUGCCGAGGACUCUAGCAAACUGUACAAAUUUAAAGUAUCUUUCUGUCCAUGGUAAUGAUAUAAAUGACACUUUCCCUUUCUGGCUAAAAUCACUACCGCUUUAUAUGUUGGAAUUGGGUGCAAACAACUUCCACGGACUCAUUACAUUGGGUCAUGCUGCAUUUCCCUUCCUUUAUCUCGGUACCCUCAUGAUCGGUCAUAACCACUUUCAUGGCCAGUUGCCACCAGAGUACUUUCAACUUUCGAACUUAACUUAUAUUGGCCUAUCAGGAAACAUGUUUGAUGGUUUUCUCCCAAUUCCACCAGUCACUACUGAAGUAUAUACUGCUGUCGGCAACAAAUUUACGGGAGAAAUCCCUUCCUCUUUCUGUAAUAUUACUACUCUAUUUUUCAUUAACAUGUCAAAUAAUAGCUUGACUGGCAAGAUUCCUCAGUGUCUUAUCAAUGUCAAUACCAACCUAGCGAUAUUAGCCCUAGAAAAGAAUAGAUUACGAGGCCCCAUACCAGAAAUAUUAGCUCGAAAAAAUUGCAGCCUGAAUGCCGUUACCUUGAGUCAGAAUCAUUUACAAGGCAAGCUGCCACGAUCAUGGGCGAGUUGCAAACAGUUGGAAGUUUUAGAUCUCUGUGACAACGAAUUGGAGGACUCAUUUCCGAGCUGGCUUGAAAUACUCCCAAACUUGCACAUUCUUGUCUUAAGGGCCAACAACUUCCACGGUCCGAUAACUAGUUCCAAAUUCAUUCAUCCGUUUCCAGUGCUGCACAUCCUUGACAUCUCCAACAACAAUUUCAUUGGAACUUUUCCGAGCCAAUACAUCGCCAAUUUCAACGGCAUGAUGGGUGGAGACAAAGGACAAGGGUUCUUAGAGUAUCAUACCGAUGUGUGGUCCGUACCCCUGUUUACAACUAUGAUUUACAAAGGGGUGCAGAUGCAGUGGUCAGAUAUACGUGAAGCAUUAGUUGUCAUUGACCUAUCACAUAACCAUUUUCAAGGGGAGAUACCCGAAGUAAUUGGGAAUCUACAAUCACUUAUUGGGCUCAACUUAUCGCACAACAACUUUCGAGGUUCGAUCCCAACUUCUCUAGGAAAUUUGACGCAGCUCGAGUGGCUUGACCUGUCCUCGAACAAUUGCACGGGAGAGAUCCCUGCAACAUUGACAAAUCUCACAUUUCUGGCCAUCUUCAAUGUCUCCACAAACCAGCUCACAGGACAGAUUCCUCGAGGGAAACAAUUCGACACUUUCAGUAGUGAUUCUUUUGAAGCGAAUCCCAAUCUGUGCGGACCUCCCCUGCCAAAACCUUGUACUGAAAGCCAUCACCAAGAGGCUUCAUCGGCCUCCCAGGAUGAAGAUGAUGCAGAGCGCUGGAUUGAAUGGAGAGCAGUGCUGAUGGGAUACGGAUGUGGAACUGUAAUCGGUCUUUCUAUUGGAUAUAUUUUUAUUCAAACUGGAAGGGCGCCUAAGUGGCUCAUCAAAAUGGUCGCGAAAAUGCAAACCAGAACAGAAAACAAGCCACGGAAGACCUCUCAUGGAAGGAACCAUCGAGGCAACAUAUGGUUGAUGUGGGUGGACUCUGCAUCAAGUGCGAGGAACAGAACAAAACAGCGGUCCGACUGUUCAUGCUCAAGCCAGAAGGUCAUGCAUGCUAGUUAUUUACAUAGUACUUAUUUGGAUAUAUGAUAUAUGUGUGCACUGUGUUUCAAUAGUUUGAGUAAAUUCUGUCCGGUGUUUACCGGGUGUGUAAUUUGUUUUUAUUGUAAGUACUUGAGCAAUAUCUGUGUUAAUGUAAUUUCAAUAACUCGUCAAGUGGACUGCUAUUAUGACGGAUGAAAUAACUUCCCAGCA